AUGGCCAAGACCAGCAGGCACGGGCCUACUAGUUGUCAUCAUAGCACAAUGGACGAAGCAGGCGAGGAAGGUGUUCUGCACCGUGGAGUGUGCCCCCAUCCAAUGUACUUCGAACGUCUAUCGGGCAAUCAUGUGUUUUGUGAAUCUGAGUCGUUUCUUCAAGCUAGAGCUUACGAGAAGUAUGCUGAAGUCUGUGUGUGCAAAGCCAAGCUAUUUCACAAUUUUAGCCAAAAUGAUCACGUAUGGCAUGUCAAUGUGUUGGAAGUGAGUGGAUGGUGGGAAGACGAGGUUGGCAAUGGUUCACUUGUUCCCAUCACCUAA
This is a messenger RNA of Prunus armeniaca (apricot), 321 nucleotides long. The record is from the annotation of a GenBank genome assembly. Lineage: Eukaryota; Viridiplantae; Streptophyta; Magnoliopsida; Rosales; Rosaceae.